Messenger RNA from Anisakis simplex (herring worm), 243 nucleotides. The record is from the annotation of a GenBank genome assembly. NCBI's taxonomy places the organism in Eukaryota, Metazoa, Nematoda, Chromadorea, Rhabditida, Anisakidae.
CCAACCCACAACAUUCCACUUCUUCGUGAUAUCGUUGAAGAGAAGAGGUUCCGUAAGGGAGACAUCACCACGAAAUAUCUUAUGGAAACCUAUCCGGAAGGAUUCAUGGGAGCUGUGUUGAGCGACGAAGAGGAGGCCAAUAUUGUUGCGAUGAGUGCUGCCCUCCAGGCACGCAAAUCGGCUCGUGCACAACAGUUCACAAAUCAGACGCGUCAAAGAGGAACCGUAUAUGGUACCGUUUAG